AGUUCAUGAUCAUGGCAAGCAAGUCCUUGUUCAUUGUUGCCAUUGAUUUUGGCACGUCUUACAGUGGCUACUGCUUUUCUCUUGCGACACACACGGAUCAAAUCCGGCAGAUGUUCUGGGGACAGGCGCACGGGCUCAUGACUGUGAAGACCCCAACGUGCAUCCUCUUCAAUGAAAAGCGUGAGUUUAAGAAGUUUGGCUAUGAUGCCGUCAUGAAGUACAACACGCUCCCCUCCAGUGAAGCUCACAAAUGGUACUACUUCCACAACUUCAAGAUGAAGCUGUACAACAAGAAAAUCACUUCCAACAUGGAACUGGAAGCAGAUAAUGGAAAGAAGUUUCCAGCCCUAAAAGUAUUCUCAGAAAGUUUGCGGUACAUGAAGGAUCAUGCUCUGAAUACCAUACGGGACGCCUCAUACCAAACUGUCUAUGACACUGAGGAUGUCACCUGGGUCAUUACUGUUCCAGCCAUAUGGGAUGCUUCUGCCAGGCAGUUCAUGCGACUGGCCGCUAAAGAGGCAGGACUCAUCAGUGACAUGUUUUCUGAGAAGCUCAUCAUUGCCUUAGAACCAGAGGCUGCCUCAGUCUGGUGCAAGCAGCUCCCACGAGAAGGGUUUGUAUCAGAGAGUGGUGAUAGACAAAAGUUUGAAGAGUCACCUGGGACCCAGUAUGUCGUCGUUGAUUGUGGAGGUGGUACCAUAGACAUCACAGUACAUGAAAUCCAAAAGAACCAAUCCCUGAAAGAGUUACAUAAGGCAUCAGGAGGAGGAUGGGGAGGCAACACAGUGGAUGAAAACUUCAAAAUGUUCCUGAAGGAGAUCUUCCAAGAUGGAGUAUGGGAGGAAUAUGCACAGAAUCACCCAACGGAAUGCCAUCAAAUGAUGUACAACUUUGGCCUUCAGAAAUGCUCUUCCAGCAGAGACGAGGUCUACAUACAUUGCUACCACAACCUAACAAAAGUGGCAGAACGCAAGCAAAAAGACAUCUCCCUCUUCUUCAAGGGUGUGGAGGGAGCUCUGUGGUGCAAUGGGACUAUCAUGAUUACACAUGAAAAAAUUAAGAGCUUUUUUGCCUACAGUGUCAGACAAACCAUUGGCACCUUGCAGGAAAUCCUCAGCAAGCCUGAGAUGGCCGAAGUCCAAUAUAUUUUACUGGUUGGGGGCUUUGCUUCCAGCAUUAUCCUGAGGGAGGAGAUCUAUCAGACCUUUAGGGAGAGGUACCAUAUCCUGUGUCCACUGGAAGCUCAGGCAGCUAUUGCAAAGGGAGCCAUUUUAUUUGGGAACAAUUCACAAAUUGUUGCCUCGAGAAUCAGUGCUCUGACAUAUGGAGUAAAGGUAUCUCGGGCAUUUGAUAUUGCUGUCCAUGAUAUACAGAAAAAGAGAGUCUCAAAAGCUGAUAAUUAUGUAUAUUGCACAGAUCUCUUCAAUAAGUUGGUGGAAAUUGGGGAUUUGGUAGAGGUAGAUGAGGUUGCCAGUUAUACUUUCACUCCCAUAGAACCAGAUCAGACAAGUGUGAUUUUUAGUUUCUAUUGCACAGAAAAGAAGGAUGCAAAGUACGUAGAUGAGGAAGGGCUGAAAAUGCUCGGCUCCUGUACUGUGCCAACGCCAAACACAGAGCUGGGGAGAAACCGCCAACUGAGACUGGAUAUUAAAUUUGGACUAACGGAAUUUAAAGCCACAGGUACUGAUGUCACGUCUGGUGAAAGUCGGACGGUUAUGAUAGAUUUUUUAACAGUGUAA
This is a messenger RNA of Emys orbicularis (European pond turtle), 1739 nucleotides long. Its product is annotated as heat shock 70 kDa protein 12A-like. The coding region runs from base 6 to 1739 and encodes 577 amino acids. The transcript has 4 exons. Lineage: Eukaryota; Metazoa; Chordata; Testudines; Emydidae. The record is from RefSeq and is a predicted model, not a curated record. Gene Ontology annotation, molecular function: ATP binding; ATP-dependent protein folding chaperone.